AUGUUCUUUACCUUAUUGAUCCACUCUAGAUCAAUAAGUCAGUAUCAAUUUCUUAUUGACCAAGCAAUUUUAUCUAGCAAAAGCAGAAAACCCAAAACAAAUAUCAAAACAGAUUGGGAAGCAGGAGUUCAUACAAUCCCAGAGGGCACAUUUACAUUCGCAUACAAUAUCAUUGGUGACCAAUCAUCUGCAAUUCAAGGGUUUGCAAAAGCAAAACAUGUUCUUGCUCUUGCACAAAUGGAUAACAAAGACUUUUCAGAUUAUGUAUUUCAUACUGAAUACAAUGGUAAAUUUUACAAAAUAUGUGAAUGUGCAGAAACAUCAAACAAUGUUAAAGUUUACAAAACCAUAAGAAUAAAUGAAUCCGAAUUAAUACCGCAUUAUAGUUUAUCUAUAGUACAAAAAAUUUACAGAGAUGAAGAUAGUUCUUCGCACUCUGUCGGAAAAGAAUUCUAUUGGACUGAAGGUGAUGAUGGAAAAUUAGAGAGCGGAAAACCAGACUAUAACCUUCUUGAAUUGUUAAAGAAAAAGAAAGAAGAAGAUGAAUCAGAUUCGACAACAGAUAAUUCAGAUUCAACGAUAGAAGAUACAAGUGAGAAAAAGGAUAGUAAUUGGUUAAGACGAGUUGUCCUCGAAAAUUUAAAUAUGGCGGCUCGUGUUAAUGUAGGUGGAUAUAUACAAGGAACAGUUUCUCUUCAAUGUGAAAAAUCCGGUUCUAACUCUCAAAACAAAGUUGAACUAGAUAUUCAAGUCUGUGGAGGUGUUUUGUUUGGUGUUUUAGGAGAUGUUACAUUUCCUGGAUUUGAUUUCAUAGAUAAAAAUAUUCCAAUUCGUGAUAUUCCAGUAAUGAUAGGCCCCAUUCCACUUAUUAUACACCUUAAAGCAAAUUUAAAGGCUGCACUUGAAGAUGUCACACUUCAUAUUCCAUUUGAAAUAACAUAUUUCAGAAAAUACACAUUGUAUUUUACACAAAAAGCUGAAUUUGGUUCAAAUGGCAUCAAUCUAGGAGAUAGAUCAUUCAAAUUUGUUCCAUAUGUUGAAAAACCAGUAAUGCCUUCUAAUCCAUCAAUCAGUGAUUUUUCUUUAGAAUUUCCAUUCAAAUUUUCAAUGGGAGUGAAUGUAACUGUAGAAAUAAUUAAACUUAUUAGCACAGGAGUUUUGAUUUCUGGCGGUAUCAAAGUUCCCGUCGUUUUUAAUCUUGAUAAAUCAAAAUGUCCAUUCCCUUAUAUUAAUAUUAAUAUUGAACCAUCAGUGUUUUGGAAUUAUGUAUUUGAUGGAUUUAAGCUUCUUGGUUUUGCUCCAAAAUUUGCAAAAAAAUCAAAUGAUUCGGAAUUAUAUCGGUUUGAACCUUAUGAACAUUGCUUCAUUGAUUAUAAUAAAGCCGGUGACGGAAAUAGUGAGUCAUAUUUCCAGGAUCCUAAGAGUUCAUUUUUGGUUAUACCUUAUAUAUACAAUGAUUACACAAGUACAAAUAAAGUUCUUAGCGUUUCUGUUAAAUCAAAUAGCAAAUAUAUUGCAUCAAAAGUUUAUCCAUUAAACUAUUACUCAAAAUCCCUUACAACAUUAUCGCCAUUUAUUUCAUUGGAUGUUUCAGUUCCAUACAGAUUCGAAAUUAAUGCACUUACAAAUUCUGCAAAAGAAGCAAUGGGAAAUGUUGAUUGUGGAUUAAAUACAAUUUCAUCAUUAAAAGAAAUAAUGAUUGAUGAUGGAUAUUUUUCUAAUGAUAAAAUUUCAGUUAAAAUUGAAACAAAAGGACUUUCAAAACUGGCUUUAGGGAAAAUAUCGACAUCAAAAUCAACAGAUAAAUAUAUGAUGUUUGAACCAAACAGAAAAGGCAAAUAUUGUGUUUGGAAAAUUGUAAAUGAUAAAUGGUCUCUUACUUCUUAUUCGUCAUUUUAUGAUACAAAAAUCCCAUCGGAUUUAUCAAAUCUUGAUCAAAUUAAAAUUUGGGAUCUUACUUCAACAUCAGAUAAGCAUACAAACUUACAAUUACAAUUUGUAAAUCCAAAUCAAGAUGUUGUUGCAUUGACUAAUAAUGUUUAUUUAUCUUUUUCGAAAGGAAGUGAAAUUUAUCAAGGAAUUUUUAUUCCAAAGCAAAGUAAUGGAGUGUCAAGUUAUACAUUUUACACUGAUUUAGAUCCUUCAAUAGAUUCUCAAACUUCACAAUUCAUCACAUCAAGUGACCGUACAAUAACUUUCAAUCAAGAUUCAAUUAUUGAUGGAGAAUUUAUGCAUGAAACACUUAAUGCCGUAUUCCCUAUCAAUGGCAAUUAUAAAAAUAUCAAUUGUGCGCAACAUAGAUUAGGUUUUUUACCAACCGAAAAAUUGUCUAGAAUUGUAUUCCAGGUUGAUUCUAAUACCAAAUAUAUGCCUACUCGUGUAUUCGAAUAUUUAAAUAGAGUUAAAGGUUUUUACCAAUUUUGGUAUUCUGUUGAUGAAUUAUCAGGAAAUUAUUUCACGAUUCAUUGCCCAAUUAAUAUUGAAAAUCUAGAUGAUAAUGCAUUUAUUUAUCUUGCUUCCUAUAAAUAUGUUCCGAUUUUGGAUUAUGUUCCAAUUGAAACUCAUUUAUAUUUAAUUCCUGUAUCUGAACUCAAAAAAUAUUCUAAUUACAUUUUACUCAGAGCCUGCGAGUCCAAUAUUGAGCCAAACCUUUACAUUUAUGAACAACCUAUACAGAUGAUCUCAGGAAAAGAGUUUUAUGAUAUGAAAAAUUAUUACCCUGGUUCAAGCUCAUCUUGCCCUUAUGCUUUUAUUGGUGACUUCAAUUCUUACUAUAUUUGUGUGCAACAAAAUGGGCAACUCGAUAAUAGUAAAAUUUUCAAAUUACAAUACGAUAAUGCACCUACAAAAGUUCUUGUUGGAAUUAAGACAGAUACACAAUAUCCGAUUCAAUUCAUUGAUGUUAGAUAUAUUUUGAAAGAAGAUGAAACAUCAAAGAGAAUUGAUUUGAGUGACAGUAUAUAUAAUGGACAAAUAGACAUUUCUUUCUUUGUUAUGCCUUAUCGUAAAGACUUUCAAGAACAUGUCAUCGUAUAUAAUCAUCAGCUUCGUACCAUAGAAGAACACACAAUUGAGGGCAAUUUCCUACAUCUGAAUGGUCAAAAUGUGUACACAGUGUAUAGAAAAUGUGAAUAUAUUUCAGGUGAUAAAUGUGCCAAUUUAAUUACAAUAUCAAAUGACCAACCAGUAAUGUUAAAGUAUACCAAUAAGAAUGGCAUUUUACCUGUAGAUAUUAGAAAAUCAUAUUCCAUAAACGUCAAAAAAGAAAUAUUCUAUAAAACAUCUCAAAUUGCAUUUUAUAAGUCAUGGAUAGGAACUGUUGAAAGAAUAAAUAUACCAAAGGGUGAAUCACCAUUAGAAAUUUCAAUUGAAAAAACUAAUGAAUUUUUCAUCAUUAAAGCCAAAUUAGGUUCAUUAUAUCUUCCAAUUUCUCAAUACUUUAUCAAUUUCAGAUUAUCUGAAUUGUUGAACGAAUUACAUCUAAAAGCUAUUGAUCAAACAAAGGAGAUUGAAUAUGAAGUUGGUGAUCCUUCGGAUGAGGAUAUUGCUAUCAAAUUUAAGACAACUAAUAUAAUUAAUUUUGUGCCGGCAUCUGGUGCUAAAAGAGUUAAGUCUAGUUCUGUACUUGGCGAAGCAUUUGGACUUGAUGAAAAUGUUUUCACUGGCACUGAUGUCAGUAGAGUUGGAUAUACAGAAGAAGUACCAGAUCCUGACCCAGAUCCAAAUCCAAAUCCUGAUCCAGAUCAAACAAAUCCUGAUCCAGAUCCAGAUCCAAAUCCAAAUCCUAAUCCAGAUCCUAAUCCAGAUCCUAAUCCAAAUCCUAAUCCUAAACCAGAUACUGAUCCAUCACCAGAACAUGAAAAACCUCAAGAAUCUCCAAGUGAUGAAGAUGGUUCUAAAGGAGGAAAUGGAGGAAAAAAUAAUACCGGUGGUAUUGUUGCAGGUGUCGUCAUUGGAAUACUGGUAGUUGUUGGAGUUGCAGUCGCGUUAUUCAUCCUUUAUAAAAGAAAGCAAAAUAAUAAUGAAAAUAGUAAAAAUGACGCAGAAGACAUCGAAGAUAUCGAAUCAGACAAAGAUUCAAAUGAAGUUUAA
This is a messenger RNA of Trichomonas vaginalis G3, 4092 nucleotides long. RefSeq lists its product as uncharacterized. The coding region runs from base 1 to 4092 and encodes 1363 amino acids. NCBI's taxonomy places the organism in Eukaryota, Parabasalia, Trichomonadida, Trichomonadidae. The transcript has a single exon. The record is from RefSeq and is a predicted model, not a curated record.